AUGUCGAUAGUAUUGUCGGCGGGUCGAGGUGUGACCCAAGUGGUCGAACGGUGCGAAGCGGCCAAAGAAUCGGGUUAUUUGGGUGAGUCUUGCCCGUACGUAACACUCUCGCCAUUUGAAUGUUUUGAGAUUUGUCCUCUUGCCAACUCAUGUACAUUGCGGACGCCGUCUAUAUGCUCACAAAAGGUCAUGAAAUCACACGGGUACGCUGGUUUUUUUCUCUAAUCCGAAGAAUGUAUACAAAAAGUACUGUUUAGGUUAGCAUUCAGGACAAUCUGAUGAAAAAGUUCCCAAAAAAGUUUGUGAUCAAGUUUCCGACGGCUACUAGUAAGCUUCGAGAAGUGCUUUUUUUUAAAAAGAGAAUGUCAAUGUUUCAGUUCUGAACAUGGCCAACAAUCAAAUCGUGGAAAUUCCUGAAGACGUGACGGCGUGGACUUCGUUGAAAGGAUUGAAUGCGGCGAAAAACAACAUUUCCACUUUUCCUGAAUCCAUUUUCAGCCUUCACAAUCUGAUCUAUCUGGAUCUGCGUGACAAUGAGAUCGCAGGUAACUUCCAACUUCUAGAUGAUGCGUCGAACUUCCAACUCUUCAGCUCUCGACGUGGACCGUCUGUACUCCUCGCUUCCCGCCCUCAUCAAACUAAAUCUAUCCGACAACCCGCUUUCAGAACAAAUCAAAUCGAAACUGAAAAGCGAUAAACCCGAAAAGCUUGAGCUUCUCAUUUGA
This is a messenger RNA of Caenorhabditis sp. 36 PRJEB53466, 725 nucleotides long. NCBI's taxonomy places the organism in Eukaryota, Metazoa, Nematoda, Chromadorea, Rhabditida, Rhabditidae. The record is from the annotation of a GenBank genome assembly.